AUGGCGACGUUUCAGAGAAUCAUAGCCAUCUUAACCAGGCUCCUGUGCAUUUGCAAUACCGUGAGGGGUCUUACGAACACGACCGUGAUGUACAGUAUCUGUAACGUUCAGAUGUACGUGCCGUCAACCGAGUACGGACAUCUGGUGGUCGAAACUUUGAGAGAUCUAGUUCAGGAGACGCCUAUGUGGGCCUAUGGAUAUUACAACCAGCGUCCGGGCAGCGAGCAGACUGUCUAUGGACACGGAGACUGUCACUGGAAGCUCUCGCAACCCAACUGCUACAAUUGCACGCACCUUGCUCUUCAAACCAUAACGCGUCAAUGUCUAAAUGCUGUCGGGGCUCAAGUCCAGCUAGUGGCCUGUAGGAUGAGGUACGAGGAUUACGUGUUCGAUGAAUCACCUAUAUAA
This is a messenger RNA of Eucalyptus grandis, 408 nucleotides long. Its product is annotated as antifungal protein ginkbilobin-2-like. The coding region runs from base 1 to 408 and encodes 135 amino acids. Gene Ontology annotation, cellular component: plasmodesma. NCBI's taxonomy places the organism in Eukaryota, Viridiplantae, Streptophyta, Magnoliopsida, Myrtales, Myrtaceae. The transcript has a single exon. The record is from RefSeq and is a predicted model, not a curated record.